GUCAGUUUAAUGUGGACCUGUCUUGAGUUGCCAAGUGGAUUUGAAGGUGCCUGCAGCAACACUUGAGUAGCACAAUGAGGCUUCUUUUUGUUUGUGUUUUUGGCCUUUUACCAAGCAUCACAAUGAGUCUGUCUGCUAAGGAGACGGUUGCUGUCCUUUCCCUGAUGGGUGAGAUUUCACGAAAUGCUGAAGAUUUGGGUGCUGAGGCUUUGACCAGGCUUUUCCUUAGCUUUCCCCAAACCAAACUCUAUUUCCAACACCUCGACCUGACCCCUGGCUCCAAUGACCUCAAAAAACAAGGUGCAAAGGUUAUGAAUGCUCUUAAAAAUGCAGCUGAUCACCUGAAUAACCUUGCUGACAACCUGUCCUCCCUCGCUGACCAGCAUGCAUACCAGUUAAGAGUGGAUCCAGGAAACUAUAGUCUGCUUUCUAUGGCUAUCCAGAUAACCUUGGCUACUCACUUCCCUGCUAAGUUCACUCCCGAUGUUCAGGCUGCCUGGGGAAAAUUCCUAGCUGAAGUUGGUGCAGUCUUCACCUCCAGAUACAAAUAAAUGAAUCCUGUAUAACAGGCAAGAAAUGUGGAAUGGGAAGUUCUUUGGGCUCUUUUCAAUCACUACCUAGUUGCAAUGAUUUACUUGUGUGUCCAUCAAAUGUAUCUGUGGCGUACUCCUUGAAUAAAGCCCAAUAUAUUUUUCA
Messenger RNA from Rana temporaria (common frog), 696 nucleotides. Its product is annotated as hemoglobin subunit alpha-3-like. The record is from RefSeq and is a predicted model, not a curated record. Gene Ontology annotation, cellular component: haptoglobin-hemoglobin complex; hemoglobin complex; blood microparticle. Gene Ontology annotation, molecular function: organic acid binding; oxygen binding; heme binding. Bases 75 to 551 code for a protein of 158 amino acids. NCBI's taxonomy places the organism in Eukaryota, Metazoa, Chordata, Amphibia, Anura, Ranidae. The transcript has 3 exons. Gene Ontology annotation, biological process: hydrogen peroxide catabolic process; oxygen transport.